Molecule: messenger RNA, 1584 nt
Organism: Penaeus monodon (black tiger shrimp)
Lineage: Eukaryota; Metazoa; Arthropoda; Malacostraca; Decapoda; Penaeidae
Product: mucin-2-like
Exons: 4
Coding region: 561-1550 (329 amino acids)
Source: RefSeq, a predicted model, not a curated record
GCACCUGUGAAGCAAGGCAGUUGAUGAGACCAGGUGUUGAGAUAACAGUCACGGCGCGUGCUCUUCUCUGCCAGCAUGUGUGCACCUCCUGAACACAAACCUGGAUCCACGCUGAAGGGAACCGUCUUUUUAUCAGUGUAUUAGUCAGCCAACCAAGUGCUAAGGCAGGCAUUAUUUCAACCGAAAUUGAGUUUCAACCAAACACGAACUAGGAGAUUGAGAAAAACGCCCAUGACUGAACUUAAUGGAUAAAUGAGACGAUUAUUAUUGUUCUGGAAGACGUUACCACGUCAGAAAAUGCAAUUACUACCUUUUGCAAAGUGACUGACAUAUUAGAUAAUUGAGUUGUGUUUUUUAACUGCUGUUUACUCAAGUAAUCCAGAAAUCUUGAAGACGUUGAUUAGAUAGACGAUGUUUUACGGGUAUGACGAGAGUGUAAGGAGAUGCCCAAGUGUAUGAGUGGAAUCCAAGGCCUAGAUUGGGCCAACGCUUUCGGACGAUGUGGUGGUAACUGAUGUACUUUUGACACAGCAGCUGGAAAAUAACCUCGAAACACCAUCAUGUAUAUAGGUUUAUCUUUAAUCUGCCUCAUCCUCUCCUUCCUGCACCCGAUGCCAGCCUCUAGUGCCAAUGUGAGAGCAUCGGCGUCCGACAGUACCAACAGAGACAUGGGUCAGCUAGACAAGGAAGGCAUCCUAGAUUUUCUUGACAAGAUCUCGAACGACCUGAACCGUCUAGUCGUCGUCUUGAAAGGCCUACCUACUAUCAAUGCGACCACUGGUCCGAGUACGACCUCCCUGGGCUCUCUCACGACUAUGCCUGGUAGUCUAGUCACCACUACUUCUCCAGAUGGUUACACUCCCCUGAUCCCUCCAGGAAAUAGUACGACCACUACAACCACGACCUCUCCUGGUUUAAACACGUCUUCCACUACCUUUCCUAACAGUAACGCGACCAUCACAUUUUCUCCUGAACUGAAUGUAACCACUACGACCUCUCCUGAAGGUAAUAUGACUACACCUAUCUAUCCUGAAACUAACACGACUAGUACAGGAAGCAACACGACCACAACGACCUUUCCAGAAGGUAACAUGACUACUACGACCUCUCUUGAAGGCAACAUAACCAGCACAGCCUCUCCUGAAGGCAACAUGACCACUACGACCAUUCCUGAAACCAACAUCACCACGACGACCUCUCCUGAAGGCAACACGACCACAACGACCACUCCUGAAGGUAACAUGACUACAACGACCUAUCCUGAAGGCAAUACGACUACCCCUGAAGGUAACACGACCACUUCCGAAGCUUUCCUGAAGGCAACACGACCACAACGACCUCCCCUGAAGUCAAUACGACCUCUCCUGAAGGCAACACGACCACAACGACCUCCCCUGAAGUCAAUACGACCUCUCCUGAAGGCAACACGACCACAACGACCUCCCCUGAAGUCAAUACGACCUCUUCUGAGGGCAACACGACCACAACGACCUCCCCUGAAGUCAAUACGACCUCUCCUGAAGGCAACAGACCACAACGACAUCCCCUGAAGGCAACACGACCACAACCUCCCCUGAAGUCAAU